This is a messenger RNA of Saccharomyces paradoxus, 1902 nucleotides long. RefSeq names its product AMP-activated serine/threonine-protein kinase catalytic subunit SNF1 (gene SNF1). Gene Ontology annotation, molecular function: protein serine/threonine kinase activity; ATP binding. The record is from RefSeq and is a predicted model, not a curated record. Gene Ontology annotation, biological process: intracellular signal transduction; protein phosphorylation. The transcript has a single exon. Lineage: Eukaryota; Fungi; Ascomycota; Saccharomycetes; Saccharomycetales; Saccharomycetaceae. Gene Ontology annotation, cellular component: cytoplasm. The coding region runs from base 1 to 1902 and encodes 633 amino acids.
AUGAGUAGUAACAACAACACCAAUACAGCGCCUACAAAUGCAAAUUCUAACCACCAUCACCACCAUCACCAUCAUCACCACCACCAUCACGGUCAUGGCGGAAGCAGCUCUACCCUAAACAACCCUAAAUCGUCCUUAGCGGAUGGUGCGCAUAUCGGGAAUUACCAAAUCGUCAAAACCUUGGGUGAGGGCUCCUUUGGUAAAGUUAAACUGGCAUACCAUACGACUACGGGCCAAAAAGUUGCUCUUAAAAUCAUCAAUAAGAAGGUUUUGGCGAAGAGUGAUAUGCAGGGCAGAAUUGAAAGAGAAAUUUCUUAUCUAAGACUUUUAAGACACCCCCAUAUCAUUAAGCUAUAUGACGUUAUCAAAUCCAAGGACGAAAUCAUUAUGGUCAUCGAGUACGCCGGGAACGAAUUGUUCGACUAUAUUGUUCAAAGAGACAAAAUGAGUGAGCAAGAGGCAAGAAGAUUUUUCCAACAGAUCAUCAGUGCGGUCGAGUACUGCCAUAGGCACAAAAUUGUGCAUAGAGAUCUUAAGCCUGAAAACUUAUUACUAGAUGAACAUCUGAAUGUCAAGAUUGCCGAUUUUGGUUUGUCAAACAUUAUGACCGAUGGUAAUUUCUUAAAGACUUCUUGUGGUUCUCCUAAUUAUGCGGCUCCUGAAGUUAUUAGCGGUAAGCUGUACGCAGGCCCAGAAGUGGACGUGUGGUCUUGUGGGGUCAUCCUUUACGUCAUGCUUUGUCGUCGUCUACCGUUUGACGAUGAAAGCAUUCCAGUGCUUUUCAAGAACAUUAGCAACGGUGUUUACACCCUGCCCAAAUUCUUAUCACCUGGGGCUGCCGGGUUAAUCAAGAGAAUGUUGAUCGUUAAUCCAUUGAACAGAAUAAGCAUCCAUGAAAUUAUGCAAGACGAUUGGUUUAAAGUUGAUCUACCAGAAUAUCUACUUCCACCAGAUCUGAAACCACACCCAGAAGAGGAAAAUAAAAAUAAUGAAUCAAAAAAGGAUGGCAGCGGCCCAGAUAACGAUGAAAUUGAUGACGGCCUCGUCAAUAUCUUAUCAUCGACUAUGGGUUACGAAAAGGACGAGAUUUAUGAGUCCUUAGAAUCAUCAGAAGACACUCCAGCAUUUAACGAAAUUAGAGACGCGUACAUGUUGAUUAAGGAAAACAAGUCUUUGAUCAAGGAUAUGAAGGCAAACAAAAGCGUCAGUGAUGACCUGGAUACUUUCCUGUCUCAGUCGCCUCCAACUUUUCAGCAACAAAACCAAUCUCAUCAAAAAAAUCAAGUAGAUCAUGAAACUGCUAAGCAACACGCAAGAAGGAUGGCAAGUGCUACCACUCAACAAAGAACAUAUCACCAAUCACCCUACAUGGAUCAGUAUAAAGAAGAAGAUUCCACAGUUUCCAUUUUACCUACAUCUUUACCUCAGAUUCACAGAGCUAAUAUGUUGGCACAAGGUUCACCAGCCGCGUCCAAAAUAUCUCCACUAGUAACAAAAAAAUCUAAAACGAGAUGGCAUUUUGGUAUACGAUCUCGCUCGUACCCAUUAGACGUUAUGGGUGAGAUUUAUAUUGCCUUGAAAAAUCUGGGUGCUGAAUGGGCCAAACCUUCUGAAGAAGAUUUAUGGACUAUCAAAUUGAGGUGGAAAUAUGACAAUGGAAAUAAGACCAGUACAAAUGAAAAAAUUCCUGAUUUAAUGAAAAUGGUAAUUCAAUUAUUCCAAAUUGAAACCAAUAAUUAUUUGGUGGAUUUCAAAUUUGACGGUUGGGAAAGUAGUUAUGGUGAUGAUACUACCGUUUCUAAUAUUUCUGAAGAUGAAAUGAGUACUUUUUCAGCCUACCCAUUCUUACAUUUAACUACAAAGCUAAUUAUGGAAUUAGCCGUCAACAGUCAAAGCAAUUAA